GCCGAAAGAGAGAAAAAAAAAAGGAAGAAGAAGGGAACGAUGUUCCCCUAUUUGAGUCAGAAGAGGAGACUGACUUCGGCACCUCUUGGACUUUGUCGAAGGCUAGGAAACCCUAGUUGCAUGUCUAUUUAAGGGACCUCAUCCCUCCUUCAAGACUCCCCAUGGAUUAUCAAGUCUGCUGCUAAUUUUGAGAGGAUUUUUGAGUAUAUUACCAUGGGGGAUUGCUCGGAAAUGUCACCGUUGAUCCGGCCGAGAGAGCUCGCCGGAGGUAAGUCCGUGCCCACUCAUAGCAACUUCCCCGUCGAGGAAAAUUUGGAUCAUACAAUGAAUGGUAAAAUUUAUAAAAAUAUUAUAACAUUUUAUAAAGCGUUAUAGCAAAACCUAUUUCUGUAAAAUGCUUGCAUGAUUUCUUAAACCAAAAUUACAACUUUUGAUUUGUUUUUAAUCAGGAAUUUUGUUGUCCUCCUUUAAAAAAAAAGUUGAUAUCUUUCGUUUACUCGUGGUAGUGUCAUCCGAUUUAUAAAGGAAAAAUUGUUCCUUGUAAUUCUUUGGAAAUUAAAAAUUCUUGAGCUAUGCUCUUAUUCCAGUUUGUUAGUUUUUUACUCUCUGUUAUUGGUAUGGUCUCAAGUACACUUUCAUAGUUUUUACUUUUCUUCCUAGAUAUUUCUUAUUCUCAAAUUAGUUCUCCUAUUUCUUUUGCAUAUUAGUUCUCUUCAACUAAAAUUUGCAAGUAAAGGACGGUUAUCAAAAAUUUAAAAAAAAAUGUUUUUAUUUUAUUCUAUCUCACUUUUUUAUCAAAAAAUGGCUGCGUGCUGUGUAAGGCGCCAUUGUACCAAAAGUACAUAAAAAAAAAAUAAAAGUUCUUAUGGUACUUUAUUCGUUCGGUACAAUCCUAAUUAAUAUCUAAUAAACUUCCUCUUCUAUUAUACUUAUGUACGUGUAGCAAUUUGCACUACAAUGAGUCUUAAUUUCUGGUUUAAUUUGUUUUAGUGUUAAUUUGUUUUAUUCUUAAAAAAAGAGCCCAGAUGGAGAUAUCAUAGACUGUGUCCAUAUCUCUCAUUAGCCUGCCUUUGAUCAUCCUUUUCUCAAAAACCACACUAUCCAGGUAUGCUCUUUUUCCCCCUCACUCUCUCUUCUUUGCAAAUUCUACCCCUUUCACUUAAUGUUUACACCUGAUGAUCUCUUUACUUUGCCUCCACUUUAUGCAAAAUUUUCAGAUGAGACCAAGUUUCAACCCAUUUAGCCUAUAUGACGCGAACAAGGUAGUAUUAGAAAAGAAAACUAGCUCCAUAUCUCAGCUUUGGCAUCAAAAUGGGAGGUGCCCCAAGGACACCAUCCCUAUUAGAAGGACGAGAAAGGAUGAUUUGCUGAGGGCCAGCUCCAUCGAAAGAUAUGGGAAGAAAAGCCACGGUGCAAUACCUAAUGAUGUUUCUGUAUCGCAUGAUGGCUAUAUACAUGAGCAUUCGUUUGCUGUUGCGAAUGGACAGCACUAUGGGACGUCGGUAUUCAUGAGUGUGUGGAACCCAUAUGUCCAUGAUCCCCUCGAGUUCAGCAAUACUCAGCUCUGGUUGUUUGGGGGACCUCGGGAAUUUCUCAAUACCGUCGAAGCUGGAUGGCAUGUAUAUCCAAAUCUGUAUGGAGAUAAUAGAACGAGACUAUUUACUUACUGGACUAAUGAUCGGUAUCGUCAAACAGGCUGCUACAACCUGCUCUGCUCUGCGUUUGUUCAAGUCAGCAACAAGGUAGCGUUGGGCUCCUCCCUCAAGCCCGUUUCUAACUAUGAUGGUCAGCAAUAUGGUAUUCUUGUUGUUGUCUAUAAGGAUCAAAAAACAGGGAAUUGGUGGUUACAAUUUGGGAACAAGUUGGACAUCGGCUACUGGCCUGCUUCCUUAGUCAAGCAUUUGAGCAGAGAUUAUAAACUUAAAUAUAAGUAGUGAGCACACCUCUACAGUGAUGGGCAGUGGCCAUUUUGGAAAAGAAGGUUUGCGCAAGGCGAGUUUGUGCGGGAACAUUCACAUACUUGACGAGUCCUUAAAUAUAAAACAACCUCCAGAGAUUACCUUAAUCGCUGAAUCACCCAACUGCUAUGAUGUGGUCCGAGCCCCCAAUUCCGAAGAUUUGGGAACUCACUUCUUCUAUGGGGGUCCUGGGAAAAGUCCCAAUUGUCCGUAGAAACCCCGAACUGGACGUGCGGUGUGAGACAGACGCCACCAUUGGAAGAAUU
Molecule: messenger RNA, 2224 nt
Organism: Phoenix dactylifera (date palm)
Lineage: Eukaryota; Viridiplantae; Streptophyta; Magnoliopsida; Arecales; Arecaceae
Source: RefSeq, a predicted model, not a curated record